Messenger RNA from Racocetra persica, 301 nucleotides. Lineage: Eukaryota; Fungi; Glomeromycota; Glomeromycetes; Diversisporales; Gigasporaceae. The record is from the annotation of a GenBank genome assembly.
AUGGAUACUGAUGCAGCUUUGAAACUCUUGGUUAGCAGUCCUAUAACUCCUCAAAUGAUUGCUCAUGUCGCUCGAAAAGCUGCUGAAGUAAUACCAUGCGACCCUCCACCAACUAGUCAACAGCAAGCUUCUCAGUUGGCAAAUAUAGUACGAGCUCUUGGUGAUGAUAACCAACCUUUACCCCCUUUGAUAACAUUUAUACACCGAUUAGUAGUAAAAUCGAAUGUUUCAACUGCCACCUUCUUAUCAACAAUCGUUUACUUUGAUCGUCUAAGAAAUAAAUUGCCAAAACUCGCAAGAG